AUGAAUUCCUGGCGUUAUUGCAGAAUAGAAGGGAAACUGUUCAACCAAAUGCGUGAGAAAGUGAGGGUGUAUCCGCAUGCAAUCAAGGAUCAGAUCAUGAAAGCAAAGGACAGAGACGAGAUCGUCUGCGGAAGGUUGACAAGCGAUCUUGUCUCUGCCCUUCCACGCUGCUACCGGCGACGACACCGUAUGACACUGACCACUGCGGCGAGCAAUGGACCUCCAAAUCCCCGCUGCCACCAGCCCCACACCGGCGGCGGCACCCAAGACGGAUUCAGCAAUGACACCUUUUUCAUGAGGUUAGGCCUUCAGAGGGUGGUUUUCCAUGUUGAGCUGGAUGUCGUUAUCGUCGGCUGUAUAGUCGCGCCGCUAGGGUUUGGAGCCCCGUUGACGCCGAGUGAGGUCGCGGAGGUGAUCCCCACAUGUGACGCUUCCCCCGACCUGAUCACCAGCUGGUCGCUUCCGGAGAAGGUCGUACAGAAGGUAGCAAUCACAGGCAGAGGCCGAGGGGUUCCGGGCACUGCACUGCACUGUCAAAAGCUUGGCUCGUCGGGGCUGGAAAAGCGCCGGCGCCGCCUUUGCAUUGCGCCAUAUGAGAUCGGGAUUGCAACCGUUAUCGGGUCCUGCGGCGUGUCGCUAAACGAUGUCUCGUCCACCAUUUCGAGAUAUUCCCCUUUCUAUUCACCGCGAUCUCCAGGUGUCCAUUUCACAUAUUCUCCAGUUCCACCCCACUCGGGUUCUGAUCCGCGCGGGUUGAAGAGUCUCCUCGGUCUUAAUUGGCUCGUGGGAAAAGAACUCCGGGCAGGAGGAAGAUGCGGCAGCUUCAGCAGGAUGAGCAGUGGAAGAGGGAGGUUUAGCUGGUGGUGGAUAUUUCGGUUGGGUUGUUAUUUGCUAAAUGACUUUCGCUGGAAGCCAAGAAUUUUCGCUUUGACAAAAUCCAUACCCGAUGGCGAUGUUUUCGACCACUAUGCAGCCGCAACCAUCUGGGCGUCGGUUAAGAAACGAGGACGAGGACCAGCCUCCACUACGAAUGCACCAUUGGACUUGCCAGCCAAUGAAGACCUGAGCAGAAACGCAUGA
Fimicolochytrium jonesii is the source of this 1080-nucleotide messenger RNA. RefSeq lists its product as uncharacterized. The transcript is spliced from 4 exons. Bases 1 to 1080 code for a protein of 359 amino acids. Lineage: Eukaryota; Fungi; Chytridiomycota; Chytridiomycetes; Spizellomycetales; Powellomycetaceae. The record is from RefSeq and is a predicted model, not a curated record.